Messenger RNA from Anarrhichthys ocellatus (wolf-eel), 6547 nucleotides. Its product is annotated as ceramide kinase-like. Lineage: Eukaryota; Metazoa; Chordata; Actinopteri; Perciformes; Anarhichadidae. The coding region runs from base 204 to 1865 and encodes 553 amino acids. The record is from RefSeq and is a predicted model, not a curated record. The transcript is spliced from 13 exons. Gene Ontology annotation, molecular function: ceramide kinase activity. Gene Ontology annotation, biological process: ceramide metabolic process; phosphorylation.
ACCGCUAUCUGUCAGAGAAAAACAUCCCACAGCUGAAUUCCGCUACUUUGUCUCGCCGCUGUUUGAUUGUUAUUUUUCGGGUUAUUUUUUAGGACUCUCCGGACACACAGAGAGAGAGACAUGCCCGGACAGAGGUAACCGUCCCCGGGCUGCUGCUGCACCCUCAGCCGGCUGAAGGACAGGAGCAGGACGGACACACGCAGAUGGAGAGGCCGAGCAGGCUGCUGCUGCUGUCCGAGCUCCGCGUCAGAAACGCGGGGUGCGACGUGAGCCUGAGCCGGUCCCUGCUCACUUGGAAGAGACGGACCUCCAGCCCGGUGUACCACCCGUUCAGACCCAGUGUGUCUCACAGCGUGUUGGUGUCAGAGAUCAUCUCUGUCAGAGAGGAAGAGGAGGAGAACAGUAGCGGAGGAAGAGACGAUGGCAGCUGGAAAAAGAUCAAAGAGAGAGAAGGAAAGGACUGCAGGCAGGCCUUCACAGUGUUGUACGUGGAGAGGAGUCAGCAGCACCGCUGGCGGUGUGCUGAGGUCACCUUCACCUGUCCAGAGGGGGCGCUGUGUCAACACUGGGUCAGCAGCAUCAGAGAGCAGCUCGCCGCCAUCGCCAGCAGACCCAAACAGCUGCUGGUCUACAUCAACCCGUACAGCGGGAAGCGGCAGGGAAAACACAUCUACGAGCAGAAGGUCGCCCCGCUGUUCGCCCAGGCAGGCGUCUCCACGCAAGUCAUCGUGACGGAGCACGCCAAUUAUGCAAGGGACCACCUGAGGACGGAGGCGGAGCUGAAUAAGUUUGACGGGGUGGUGUGUGUCGGGGGGGACGGCAUGUUCAGUGAGAUCAUCCACGGGCUGAUCUGGAGGACGCAGAUAGACGGCGGCGUUGAUCCAAACUGUCCGGAUGAAGCUCUGCUCCCCGGCUCGCUUCGCAUCGGAAUCAUUCCUGCAGGUUCAACAGACUGCAUCUGCUUCGCCACUGUGGGCGCCAACGACCCCAUCACCUCAGCGCUGCACAUCAUUGUGGGAGACUCUCAGCCGAUGGACGUGUGCUCCGUCCACCACAACAACACCUUCCUGCGAUACUCCGUCUCUCUGCUGGGUUACGGAUUCUACGGCGACGUGCUGACCGACAGUGAGAGGAAGAGAUGGAUGGGACCAGCCAGAUACGACCUCUCGGGUGUGAAGAUGUUCCUGACUCAUCACUACUAUGAAGGAACGGUGUCCUACCUGCCGGCCAGAGGCAUCAUGGGAACGCCGCGGGACGCCGCCAAGUGUCGAUCCGGCUGUGUGGUUUGUCAGCACAACGGGCAGCUAAAUUCAGAGAAAGCUGAGCGGUACGAGGUGGAUGAGGCAUCGGACAGCGAAAGUGACAGCGAGUGGAGGACAAUCAGAGGGAAGUUCCUGGCCAUAAACGCUGCCAGUAUGAGCUGUGCUUGUCCUCGUAGCCCCAAAGGCCUCUCCCCCGCCGCUCACCUGGCCGACGGCACCACUGACCUCAUCCUGGUCCGAAAAUGUUCCCGCUUCGACUUCCUCAGACACCUCCUACGGCACACCAGCAAGGACGACCAGUUUGACCUGAACUUUGUUGAGGUCCACCGGGUGCGGCGUUUCCGCUUCACGCCGCGUCACUGCCAGAGCGACUCAGAUCUGGACCUGCGGGAGAGCGGCAAACACCAAAUCUUCAGCCAGAUCUGCCGAGACCACCCGGCCUGCAGCUGUGCCCCCGUCUACAGCAGCUGGAACUGCGAUGGCGAGAUCCUGACCCACACGGCCAUCGACGUCAGAGUGCACUGCCAGUUGAUCAACCUGUUCGCACGAGGGAUCGAAGAACCGACGGUGUUUGAGGAUCUCGCCAACCCCUGUGCAAUAUAGGGCCACACCCCCAUUAUUCCCUGUCGGACACUGGAUUCGUCUCUCUGUUUUCGGCCUCGACCUACGUCACUGUUGCUGCCGCCAUCAUGUGACACUCACCACGUCUUUCAACAGGAGGCUCGACAGGAUUUACCGAGUUGUGCUGUUACUCAACAAAGAUAAGCAGUAGGGAAGGAGACAAGUCUUUACUUUCUGGGUCUGACACGCCAACAUUUCCCCACAGACAGGAAGUGAGAUGCAGUUUCCUUAGAACGUCUUGCAACAGCUUUAAAUGCAUUCUCCAGAAUCUAGCAGCUGUUCUUAAGAAAUAAUCGGGUAAAUAAUUGACUUGGAGAGUAAAGCUUAACCCUCAGAUUGUGUUCUAGUUCAAAUCGUUGGUGUUGACGGGUGUCUGGCACCUGAUUUAUUUGUCCUGAAACUGAGCCGUUGAGGUUACAAAUCCCUGUAACAGUAACACAAUGUAAACAAACAACAUGGAUUUGUUUUUGCGUUGCCCAGAACAUUGACCUGUGUGUCACUGCCUAUAGAGUCCACUGAAGUACUCAAAUCUGGUUUUAAUCUCAAGUCCGGUGUGUUUUUCUGUUGACUUAGACUUGUUUUGGGUCAAAUAGAUGUUUUGACUUUGACUAAUCUCGUCUCUCGGGCUCGUCUCUGUCUUUUGGCUGUUUUUGCUUGAACUUGUCUUGACUCGAGCUUUAGUCGGCCUUCUUGGUAUUUUGAAGUGGACUUGUCUGGGUGUUUUGACUUGGAGCUGCCUUGACUCGUACUUGUCUGUCUUGUGGCUGUUUUGACUGACUUGUCAUGCGUGAUUUGACUCUGCUUCGUCUCGGUGUCGGCCACCACCUGUUACAGACUCAACCGAGUCCAGAUGUUUGUUUAGCAGACUGGAGUCAGCUGUUACGGGUCUUGACUCAGACUCAACCCUGUUUGGACUCAGCUUUGACUUGAUCAGAAAACUGCUGAAUAAUGGUUAAUAUUGCCUUUUGUAUUUGUGAUUUUAUUCUGUUGAAAUACUCAACUCCUGUCUUGGUCUACAGAUGUUUUAUUCUUAUACCUUCUGACUCGUUAUGGUCUCGCCGAUCGUUUAAUUUCUGCCUUUUUUGACUCUGACUCGUCUUGAUCCUCACCACCAGACAUUCUCACCUGUUAAUGCCAUCUUGAUAUGAGCUCGACCCCUAUUUGGACUUGAAAUUGCUCGAACUUGGAGUUGCUCGAACUUCACUCAAAUAGUCUGUAAACUAAUUUCUAGAUUGACUUUUAUUUGCUACGUUUGUCAUUGUAUUUGUCCACGUUCUUCAUUAGUGCUGUGGUGCUUCAAUCAGGCGUUGAGUCCGGUCUCAAGACGUUUUUUUCUAUUAACCUUACUCUGUCGUUUAGAUGAUUUCACUCUGAUUUUUCUGAGUUUCAUAUUUAUUUAGCUUAUAAAAAUAUUGAAAAUUGUUACAGAAAUUUUAGCUUCUUUGCACUUUUAAAUCAUUUGGAACGAUCAUGGAUUUUGAAUUAUCUGUUACAUGUGUUAAGGAUGCCAGACACCUGCCAGUCAUUCCUCGGGUCAUGUAGUCAUUAGGGGUCAGGGGCUUCAUGGAAAAUACAAAGUGAAUCCCCUGCACAUGGUCAGUACUUAUAAUGCUGACAGGGCAUUUAUUUUCCAGCAGCUAUGUUCUUCAGCUGUGUGAAGAUUUCUUUUACUUCUCGAUUAGAUUUUCCAUAGAAAAACCUGAGCUCAAUCAUACCUAUGACAUUUCUAUUUUUGAUGAUUUUAAUUCCCAGCUAUUCAGAAGUGAGUCGGUGAAGCUGGUCGUUGCUGAGUAAACGGAACAGCGCAUGCAUGAAUGUUUUUAAUCUUCCAUUUCUGCUCAAUAUGCAAAUGAACACCAAUGUGUCACUCAAACUGUGCAGAUAUUCUGUCUUCAAAAUCAGCUGAAGGUGUAGCUGUAACUUCAACAUGCUCCCGGUGUGCAGUUAUGUUUUAAAGAUGUUUAUCAGCUUUAUUUUGUUUUGUAAAACCUCAAGUCAAUAAUCUGAACCUUCCUCAAAUCAAACAUGAGUCACAUGCAACAAAAGACCAAGAGAAUACUAAAACACCCCAAAAAAACACAGAAAUGUCUCAACAACUAUUGGAUCGAGUGCCAGGGUGGUUGGUUGAGAUAUCCGUGCUCUUGUCGAGAGAGAUCCUUUUACAGCUUGUAAACAAUGAUGACGUACGUUUGACGAUGGAAGUACUGCAGAGUGCCAAGUGUCAAGCUAUGCAAGGACAUUAACCACCAAAGAUGGCGAAUGCAACCAAAACAAAUCUGUGUGCUAUCAGUGACUGAGUAGAAUACUUUAGCAAGUGGCCCAAUAUUUAGUGGCCAGAUAUAAACGUGUAGCGUAACAGCAGCGAGACAUUAUGAGCUACAAGUCACUAGAUGCUUCUAAUCAAGUUACUAUAGAAUGUCAAACACCACGAUAGAGACUCAGAGGUUUGACUUCAUUCAGGCUUUAAACGGUCCAGUUGUAGCCAACACGGUUAAUAGCUUGCCGCCGUAGACUGUGCCGAUGUUUCGGGUUAAACCAGUGACAGUGUUAACUGGUGACUCUCAGCUGAAUGUGCGUUUAGACAGCUCAGGCCAAACACCACCUCUGUAGCGAACAUGCAUACUCUAGCAUUAGUGAUGGCUAACAUGUUUGGGGGCUCAACAUGUUUUUGUCCUAAUACUUAACAUCAAACAAUCAAAUCGGAAUUGGUCACAACUAUUAGAAUAUUACUUCACACAAAACAAAAUGUUGAAUUGUAUUGUGUUACUGGAAGGUUCGCAUUAUUGACAGGAAGUUUUGUGAAUUCUUGUUUAGUUGACGGAAGCUGCGCUGUAGAGUCCAGUGUUGAUGGUCAACAAUCUGCUCAAGAGGAUGAACCCUUUCCUCUUCCACCUCCCUCGGGGCAAAUUGGCCAUUUUUAGCUUCACUAGAAGCUGCAAAUCAUCAAGAUAUUCUUUGCAAAUGUAUUACAAAUAAUAUGAGGUUUUCUUUUUCCAAACCACUUAAAGAGCUCCAUUUGUCUGGACAGGAAGUCGGGUACCAGCACUGGACUGUCGGACUGUAGAUGCUGUUUCUUUGUGUUUUUGUUUGUUUGUUGACGAGCAAUCCUGUUUCCUCUCCGCUGACGUCGAGCUGGACUCGAACUGACGGAGGAGGGAACCAGUAGCAGCUCACGGUGCUCAUGAACACCAGCAGGCCAAAUACCGGCCGGGGUUCAAUGAUGUAGCUGUGUCUGUCUGUGACAGUUGUAGCUCAGCCUAGAGGACCUCACCAAUCAAAAGAGAAUCAGAACCCUACGUACAUGCAUUCAUUUUAAAGGAUGUGACGGAUUCAAACUGUCUCAUGUGGAUUAAUCUCUUAGCGCUGUAUCGAUACAAUCAGAGUCUUAAUAUUUGCUGUAAAACCUCCAAACAACAACAAACCAAAUGUGUUAAUCGUGUGCACACAAAGGUCGACUGGUGAUGGACUGAGGUGGUCUUUUAGUUAGAGGAUAAGACUUAUUUAUUUACAUUUAGCAAUCUAAUUAUGAAUUAAAUGUCUUUGUGCCUCAGUAUAUAGAUUUAGUGCCCGGUGAAACCAUAAACUCUCAUUCAUGUUUUUUUUGUGAUAAUAGUUGGUGCUGGAGAGGUAAAUACCUGAGUGAACCUGCUAACCCUAGUCGGCUAUAAUCUCGUAUUAUCUAGCUAAGUUGCUAAGAGUUAGCUGGCUUGCUACUAGCUAAUGUCGCGUUCACAAUUCGUACACCAAAAAGGCCCAGUCACACACAAAUAAGUGCAAUGAAGAAAUUCUCAUGUACUUAAUGCGCAUCUUGAUGAAAAAAUGGCUUUAAAAGCUUGGUGAUGUAGUGACUACACUGUAAAAAAAAAAGUAAGUUUUUAUGUGAUCGGGUCUUAUUUACCAGCAGCCAAGUGGGAAAUUACAACAUGACACUAUAAUAUCUCCCAAUUGGUGAAAAUAACUUCUAGUUUCCAAAAACAUGCGGUUUUCUUGCUUCCAUUCUGCAGACGUAGUUUCUACUAGUUAGCCGUUGGUUAGCUAGCUAUGCUAACCGGAGAGUAACGCACAGUUAAUUGACAAUGCUGCAUGACGUACAGCUAACAUGACUUUACCGCUCUCUAUUCCGGUCAACACUGUCGAGGUGGUUUGAAUGUCUUCUUACAAAUUAAAUUCACUCCCGUUAAUCCACUGAUUGUUAAGAAAUUAACAGAUUUUGUCAUUACAUUUUGCAGUUAUACGAAUGCUGGGACCUUAAAGCAGUGCAGUAAAAUAUGUAAUAACCUCGAUAAUGAGAUGUAACCAGAUCCUCGCUGGUGUUGUAUCGGGUAUUUUACUAACAGCAUGUAGAAUGUGUAGAAUGAAGGAUUAGCUUUGCAAAUAAUGAAUCUUUUUAGUAAAUUAGUUUAAUCUAUAAAAUCUGAAAAGUAUUUCAAAUGUCCAUCUUAAGUUUCCAAAGUGGUUUUUAAAACUCCUGGAAUGACGUUUUCUUCAGUGAAGCUUCUCCCAUUUUAAACCUCUCUAACUAACGGAAUGUUUUGAAGGCUAUAGUUUAAUCCGACGCUGAACAUUCGUUUGAUUUAAUGUGUCUGUCGACCUUGAGCUGUAACUGAUCUUUUCCUUCUGCUGUAGCUGUUUCUAUUAUCAGGAAUAAAAAAAAACAUUCAACA